Messenger RNA from Photinus pyralis (common eastern firefly), 1849 nucleotides. RefSeq lists its product as uncharacterized. The coding region runs from base 263 to 1477 and encodes 404 amino acids. Gene Ontology annotation, cellular component: extracellular region. Gene Ontology annotation, molecular function: chitin binding. The record is from RefSeq and is a predicted model, not a curated record. The transcript is spliced from 5 exons. Lineage: Eukaryota; Metazoa; Arthropoda; Insecta; Coleoptera; Lampyridae.
GCUGGUUGAUAAGAGAACACGUAAACGUUCUUUAAACGACUGAUUAGAGGUAUAAUAGAUUGUGCGAAGGUUGGUCAGUUUACGCCAUCGACGUUAUUGGUACUAUUGAUACCGUUACAAGGAUUGGUGAAAAGACUGGGUCAGUGGUAGUCUUCGUGUUAAGUCAAAGAACCGAAGUCGCGUUCCUUCUUGCAGUUCAAAGAGUUUACUUGGUGCAUGUGUGCGUGCGUCUUCAGCAAGUGCGACGCGUGUUUGUGAAGAUAUGAAGUGCGCGAAUUUAGUUUUUAUUCUUAUUCUGGGCGGGACUUGGCGUCUUGGCCACCCCACCUGUGUUCUGGAAUCAGAAUUCGGAUUUAUCCUGAACUGCGCUUUUAAGAAAUCCGGACUCUUCCGAGUUAGAAAUCUUGGUGGUGUCAAAGCUCACAUUGGCCUGGGUUUCAGUCUUGGAGAUGAACUGGGAUUUAAGGAGUCACUUACGAACGUUGAAGCUGAAGGUAAUCGCAGACGUUCCGUACCAGGAGCGUCAAAAUUUCAAUCCAUCAACCCAUCACCUCAAAUAAACGCAAAAAACUUAGUAAUACGCCCCAUUCCUUCAAUGACAUCGGCAGACGGCUCCACAAUACCUCCAUUUAAACCCAUUCCACCCGCGCCUGAAAGGGUACCUGUAACUAAAAACAGCACCAGACGAAUUGGCAGCAUCGUUCCAACACCAACCUUCGUAGGAGUUGUUCCCGCAUUUAACGCAAUUCCUACGUCUAUAUCACGCGUCUCCACUGGGGGAAUUAUACCUGUGGAUAGCAACAAACUGUCGCAAACUGGUGAUAAACUAAGCAGCACGAACUUAGCAAUUAGAACACUGGCAUCACCGCUAAACAACGAAAUCUUCCCCACAGUGCCCAAUAACGCAAAAAGUUCCAUUCAGGCUUUGGCGGCCGCAACUAACAUUUCAUCCGAAGCAAUCGAAGCAGCGCUGUUAAUACGCCAACAGCAAUUGGCAGCGAAAAAGGCUACUAUCACGACAACCCAUAAACCACCACCAACCCCUCCCAGGCAUCUAUCAAGUCGAAAUAAGGUUAUGAACGCACCUAAAGAAUAUUACCCUGUCGGUUACGACAAAAAUUUUGAUGAUAAUUUUGCGUCGCGCGUCGAUCUUCCGGAUACGUCGUUUUACUGCGGUGACCAGAAGCAUUUCCCCGGUCUCUACGCCGAUGAGGAUUUGGGGUGCAUGGUUUUUCACGUAUGCGCCCUAACCGACGAUGGUUUGAUCAUGAAGAGCUUUCUUUGUCCAGAAUCAACAUUAUUUGAUCAAACAAUAUUGAAGUGUAACUGGUGGUUUUAUGUAGAAUGUAAAAAUUCUAAAAAGUUGUACGAUUCCAACAUUCCAGUUUCCAAAAGUUAUCAACUGAUGAAGGCAUUAACUUUCUUUUCAUCAUAUAAAAAUGAUACAAGAAUUCCAAAAUCAAACCUAAAAGACUGAGUUAACUGUAAUUUUGUUUAUAUUUAUACUUUUGAUAACUUGACGUACCGAAACGUGUAAGGUAAAAUGCGGGUACCUGUCUAGGGAAAAUCCAUAUUAAUAUCUCGAUAUUGUUUUGUAUUCACUGAUAAGGUAUGUACCUAUUGCAGAAUUACCAAGGAGAGAUUCCUAAAGAGUACAUGAUAAUUAUUUAUUUUAGGUUUAAGGUGUAUUAAUUAUUUACCUAAAUUAUUUAAAAGUUUUUAUAGAUGUAUUAUACAAAGGCAUUAGGUAAUUUGUUGAUUAGAGAUAUAAGUGUUAAGUGAUGUUAUAAUGCAUAGAUGCUAGGUGUGCAACAUAAAUUAAAUGGACAAAUAAAGUAAUUUCUUCCAA